This is a messenger RNA of Saccharomyces kudriavzevii IFO 1802, 1590 nucleotides long. It is a transcript of the gene THI73, whose product is annotated as Thi73p. The coding region runs from base 1 to 1590 and encodes 529 amino acids. Gene Ontology annotation, biological process: transmembrane transport. Gene Ontology annotation, cellular component: membrane. The transcript has a single exon. Gene Ontology annotation, molecular function: transmembrane transporter activity. The record is from RefSeq and is a predicted model, not a curated record. NCBI's taxonomy places the organism in Eukaryota, Fungi, Ascomycota, Saccharomycetes, Saccharomycetales, Saccharomycetaceae.
AUGUGUAGCAAAUCACUAAGAACAAAUAUGUCAGGAGAAUCCGUGGAUGUUGAGAAGAGGUUAGCUAACACUGAUAGCUGUUCAGUGACUACCUCGAGUGUUAACGUGGACGAUGCGGACGUUGCAUUGAGAUUCUUGAAGCAGAAUGGCCUCGAUGAAAGUUCCAUGAAUGUCGAGGAUGAUAGCAUACCGAGCAAAGAGGCCAACUUCUACGGUUCUCAUGAACUGGCGCCGGAAGUGCUGAGGAAGGUGGACCUCUUUAUUUUGCCCUUUUUAUGCUGCACGUACCUUUUAAUGUUUCUGGAUAAAGCUCUGCUGAACUAUGCCGCAUCCAUGGGUAUCAAGGACCAUUUGAAAGGUGAUGAGUUUUCCAAUUUGGGUACCAUUUUCUCCGCUGCUUAUAUUUUCAUGGAACCUGUUGUUACAUAUUUGAUUCAGAAAUUCCCUAUUUCCAAAAUCCUGGGCACGUUUAUUACCAUCUGGGGUAUUGUGUUGGCCUGUCAUGCUGCUUGUAAGUCGUAUGCCUCAUUGAUGAUCGUCCGUACUCUUUUGGGUCUCUUUGAAUCCUCAAGUGCAGUUGGUUGUAUCGCUAUUAGCGGAAUGUACUAUACUAAAUCUGAGCAGAGUGCAAGAAUCGGAUUUUGGGCCACGCAGGCUGGUACUGGUUACAUUGUCGGUGGGUUGAUUUCUUUCGGAUUUUUACAUUACCAUGGUACUGCUUUCACCUCCUGGCAAAUUAUGUUUUUGGUGGUCGGUCUGGUCACUGUUGCGUUUGGUGUUCUUACGUUCUUAUACCUGCCAGAUAACGUUACUAAUGCGUGGUUCUUGAAUAAAGAAGAAAAGAUUCAAGUUGUUGAGCAUAUCAGAGCUAAUCAAACUGGUUUGGAAACAAAGAAAUUCAAGAAACAACAAGUUAAAGAACUAUUCUUUCAUGAUAAAUUUACCUGGCCUAUGCUUUUAUUGACUGCAUGUUCUCAAAUUUCAACCGGUGCUAUUGGCACAUUCUCAGUGACUAUCACUGGUACUUUUGGGUUCGACAAGUAUGAAACAGCAUUACUGCAGUUGCCUAUUGGUGCCAUUACAGCUAUGAUCAUUCUUAUCACGACACAAAUGUUGUCUCGUUGGGGUCAUAUCACGCUUAUAACCACCUCCAUGUAUAUUCCAGCCAUCAUAGGUUGUAUUGUUCUCAUCAGUUUACCAUUGUCUCAUAAGAUCGGUAAUUUAUUUUCGCUGUACUUGCUUUACAGUGGUUCAUGUGUCAUUACCAACAUUUACAUAUGGAACUCAUGCAAUACCUCCGGUUACACGAAGAGGGUUUUCAGAAAUGCCAUAACAAUGAUCGUAUACAACGUUUCCUGUAUUGUCGCCCCGCAGAUGUUUAGAGCUUAUUCUGCCCCACGUUACAUCCCAGCAAAGAUUGCCUUGUUAGUCACUCAGUGUGUUUGUGUUCCCUUACAAUUAUACAUUGGUUAUAUCUGCAAGAAGGAGAACGAAAAACGUGACGAGGAACAAGAAGGUCAAGACAAGAAGAAGUACCAAUUUUUGGACUUGACUGAUGUUGAAAACAGAAACUUUAGGUACAUUUACUAA